This is a messenger RNA of Cordyceps fumosorosea ARSEF 2679, 1617 nucleotides long. RefSeq names its product Peptidase S8/S53, subtilisin/kexin/sedolisin. Bases 1 to 1617 code for a protein of 538 amino acids. Lineage: Eukaryota; Fungi; Ascomycota; Sordariomycetes; Hypocreales; Cordycipitaceae. Gene Ontology annotation, biological process: proteolysis. The record is from RefSeq and is a predicted model, not a curated record. The transcript has 4 exons. Gene Ontology annotation, molecular function: serine-type endopeptidase activity.
AUGUCUCGUCUUCUGAUCGAGGGCACGAGCGUGGCCGAAUUUGUCACAUCAAUGACGCGACAGAGGCACAGCUACAACCUGAUUCGCUACGAGGAGACGAUUCGGUAUGCCGAGUUCCCGGUGCUCGACCUGAGCACGCAGCUGCAGGCCCCUGCCGCACAGAACAGGCAGCGGUCGCAUCUGCAGCGCGCACACAGGGAGAUCCUGGACAUGCUCGAGUGGCUCGCCGAGCACGGUGUGCGCCGUGUCAUCACGCUUCGUGUGCCAGAUCGCAUGGCGCACCCGCAUGACGAGGUCGAAAUUGCCGAGGUGGUCAGGCGCUUUCGAGUCGAAGAGCUGGACUGGCGCAUCCUCGACCUCUCACUCAACGUCUUUCGGCCGCAUGGCGACCCUGAGAGCAUUCCGUUUGUUUGCAGCAUUGACAACAACGAGACCAAGGACAUCAAAACCGACAAGCCCAAGGAUAACCAACCCGACAAGCAAAAGGAUAACCAACCCGACAAGCAAAAGGAUAACAAACCCGAUAAGCCCAAGGAUAACACACCCGACAAGACUGACGAUAAAAUCGGCAAAAUUAGCAACAUUAUCAACACCAGGGAUGACAAGGAUGAGGAGACGAGCAAGACAUUGGAGGAAAGGGGCGUGCAAGAUCCAGCCAGCGAAAGUGGCAAUAAUCGACAACGGCAUCCUCAGUAUGGACCCGCCAAGUGCACCAGCGGCAAGAACAAUAACAGCAGCAAACAGCAUCUGAAUAGCCAAGAAUUUCUGAUGGCUGAUAACCUGUGGGCGCGCAUUUGCGACGGCAAGUCGUUCGUGCACGAGCAGGACCGCGUGAGCCCGUGGUACCUCGCGUCGAACCCGCACGGCACGCAAAAUGGCGAACCUGCGAAGGUUGCCGACAGCCACUACGGCUACUCAGCGGCCCGCGCCCCGGAGGCGGUGAACUGGGCCAUCGAAAAGGAUGUGGACAUUAUCUCCAUGAGCUUCACAACGACCGAGGACCACCGGGCGUUCAACGAGGCUGUGCAGAGGGCCAUGAAGGCCAGCAUCAUUGUCGUCUGCAGCCACCACGACGAGGGCGCGCGCAUGGGCACGAAGGUAUUUCCCGCAUGCCUCAGCAGCGCCAGCAGCGACAACACGAUUCAUGACUGGGACGAUAACACCAUCGACGCGGCCAGCAAGAAGGACAACCAAUACGACUUCUGCAUCAAUAGCCAGGACGUCGCCGUCAGCGCCAUUCCCUUCCUCGCCUCGUCGACUGAGCGCAUCAGCGGUAGCUCCGUCGCCACCGCUAUUGCCGCCGGCGUCUGCAGCCUGCUCAUCGCCUGCCUGAGAACCCUUCACGAAUUCACCUCUGAGGAGAAUGUUGAUGGAAAUACCAGGAAAGGCCAAUUCUUCUAUCAGAUACGAAACAACGUCGUCCGCGCUCUCGCCACCAACAACCGGCCCGCCUACACCAACAUAAUGGCCUAUCUAAGCACCAUGGCUCCAUCCACAACAAAUACGCGGUUCAUCUCCCUGGACCGUUUCGCCCGCCUGGACGAGCUCCGCGACGAAAACACGUCCAGCCUCUUCAGAAAGUUCCUCGACUUGGGUGCCAAUUUCACGGUCAAGUGA